AUGAUAUUUGUUUUCUUUUUUAGUGGGAACAUCGUAGGUUAUCAUGUGAUUGUUCCGUGCAAACCCUGCCUUCUUUCCUGCAACAACGGGCAUUUCUGGAUGUUUCAUAGUCAGGCAGUUUUUGGUAUCAACCGGUUAGAUUCCACUGGUGUAAAUCUACUACUUUGGGGCAACUUGCCAGAAGCAGAAGAAAAUACAGAUGAAGACACAUUAGAUAUUUCUGAGGAGGAAUGUAUUAGAUGA
Messenger RNA from Gracilinanus agilis (Agile Gracile Mouse Opossum), 243 nucleotides. It is a transcript of the gene RUMY1, whose product is annotated as family with sequence similarity 72 member A. The record is from RefSeq and is a predicted model, not a curated record. Lineage: Eukaryota; Metazoa; Chordata; Mammalia; Didelphimorphia; Didelphidae. The transcript is spliced from 2 exons. Gene Ontology annotation, cellular component: cytosol. Bases 1 to 243 code for a protein of 80 amino acids.